CCAACGUUGCCUCACACCCGACAUGGCCGACUCAGAAGUUCCAAAGCCAGAAAUGUUGAACGACGCCUCCCCGCCCGCAACGGCCGCCGCAACCGCAGCUACACCCGCGGAAUCCUCUACCAGCGACCCCAAAGCCGCCCUCGCCGCGCGCAUGGCCCGCUUCAAGGCCCUGCAAUCGCAAAAAGAAUCUGGCCGCCGCCAAACCGAAGCCGAGCUCCGCGCCGCAGAAGACCGCCCGCAGCGUCUGGCGCAACUUGCAAAGCUCCAAGCCGCCAAUGAAAAAGCGUCCUACAAGCUGCUGAAAUCGGACGACCCCGACUUUGAGCGCAAGCGCAACUGGGACUACACAGUCGAGGAGAGCGAGUCAUGGGACAAGCGGCAGGCCAAGAAGUCGCGGAACAGGGACAAUGUCAGUUUCCAGGACUACCGCGGCGAGGCGAAUAAGGUGUACAAGCGGCAGGUGAAGCAGCUGGGGGAGAAAGAUCUGGAGGAGUAUGCGCGUGAGAAGGGAGAGCGGCUGCAGCGGCAGGUGCGGAUGGGGCUGUUGCGGUUGGUGGAGGAAGGGGGUGAGGUGUUCACUGUGGACAGCGAGGGGCGAAUCAACACGCCGGUGGAGGAGCUGUAUGACCACAACCACAAGCCGAGUAAGGAAGCAGUGGAUAAGCUUGUCGAGGAUCUGGAGAAGGGCGAAAGGGCGAGGCUGAAGGCGCGCGCGGCGAGAGGAAUCAAGGACGAUGGCGGCGAUGUCACGUACAUCAACGACAAAAACAAGCAGUUCAACGAGAAGCUGUCGCGGUUUUACAAUCGGUAUACGACCGAGAUACGGGAGAGCUUCGAGCGUGGGACGGCAAUCUGAGGAAGGAAAGGAGGCAUUAUACCCUGAGUAUCGGCGUUUGGGGGUUGGGUUUAUCACUGUACUUGGUACGAGGCACUUUGAGUAGCAUACGAUCAUGAAAUGGUAUUGAGCGAGGCGACAUAAA
Messenger RNA from Paraphaeosphaeria sporulosa, 980 nucleotides. RefSeq names its product SYF2-domain-containing protein. The transcript has a single exon. Lineage: Eukaryota; Fungi; Ascomycota; Dothideomycetes; Pleosporales; Didymosphaeriaceae. The record is from RefSeq and is a predicted model, not a curated record. Bases 23 to 856 code for a protein of 277 amino acids. Gene Ontology annotation, cellular component: Prp19 complex; post-mRNA release spliceosomal complex; catalytic step 2 spliceosome.